Molecule: messenger RNA, 945 nt
Organism: [Candida] anglica
Lineage: Eukaryota; Fungi; Ascomycota; Pichiomycetes; Serinales; Debaryomycetaceae
Source: the annotation of a GenBank genome assembly
AUGGAUCCAUUUGAAGCAAGUACGCAGUUUUCUCAGAUUCUUAGGUCUUUGACUCCUUCAAUUCAAAACUUAACCAGAGCUGCACAUUUUGCAUUAAAGAAUUAUCAAGCUGAAGAUUAUCUUUCACAUUCUAUCUUGGAGGUUGUUCAAGACCCUAAAAUUGAUCUUAAUACCAAAUCAACCAUAUUUCAAUUUAUAGAGGUACUUGUGCAUGAACUGAGAGUUAUAUCUGAACAACCCAAGUCCCCAUAUAAUUAUCCAUAUGUAACUGUACUCAAGGAAUCUCUUCCUAAAGUUUUACUUCAAACAUUACCUGGUUCAAAUUGCUCAUCAUUGUACAAUGUUUAUUGUAGUCUCAAGAAUAUUUCACGUACUUUGAGCUUUUCAUAUGACGAAUUAGAUGUUCAAUUCAACUCUAUUCCUGAAACUUUCACUGUGGAUGAUGUUCAAAAUAUUGCCGCAAACAUUGCCUUCCCUGAAGUAACUGAAGAUGAAGAACCAGAAACUCAAGAUAGAUUGGUCACUUGUUGGAAACUCUUGAUUAAGAAAAAGAAGCAAAGUCAAUAUGAAAGAUUAAGACAACUUGAACAUAAGCCAAUGGUGACAGAAAAAGCCGUAGACGAAGAAGAAAUGUUUAAUCUUCGUAUGAGCAGACAAGACCAAGCACUUGUGGAUGGCCAACCACUGCCACAACCUAACCUUUUAUCAAAAAGACAAAUACUUGCCCGUAUGGAAGACGAUAGAGAAACACACAAAAGAUCCAAGGAAACUCUAUGGGUAGUUAACAGACCAAGAGAGGCCAAUGCAAUUACAGAAGAUGAAUUUCUCACUAGUUAUUGGAAUAAGCAAACUGUGUUAAGUCCUGAGGAAGAUCAAGUGUUCUUGAAUGAACUCGAAGAAUUGAAUAGCUUGGUUGCUCUUAGUUAUAAGGAUAGUCAAGUGUAG